Molecule: messenger RNA, 366 nt
Organism: Staurois parvus
Lineage: Eukaryota; Metazoa; Chordata; Amphibia; Anura; Ranidae
Source: the annotation of a GenBank genome assembly
GACCGCGGGCACUGGGUCAGACAUUGGAUCAGUCUGUACUGGACAGCGGGCACUGGGUCACCAGGCAUCAGGGUCAUUUGGCUCGACAAUAGCGGGCACCGCGUCAUCUGGCAAGGCAGUGGGGCUCCGAGUCAACAGGUACCGACAGUGUGCUCGAGUCAACUGCGUAUGACCGUGCAAGCAGUGGGUCAGACAUUGGGGAUUCGUCUGACUGGACAGCGGGCACUUGGGUCACCAGGCAUCAGGUCAUUUGGCUCGUACAGCGGCACCGCGUCAUCUGGCAAGGGCAGUGGCUCCGAGUCAGACAGGCACGACAGUGAGCACCGGGGCAUCAGGUACCGGAUUGUCUGGCUCGACAGCGGGAAU